GGAUACGCGGUCUCUUUAUUUCUCAACGUGGUGAAGAAGAAUCUUCUUUGUUACCUUGCUGAACUUUGUGCGCCAUAACAGCUUGUGUAGAUACUGUAAAUAAUUAAAAGCGUAACUGAUUCGAAUCCAAUAACCAAGCAAAAUGGCAUCCAAAGCAACGGCAAUCGGUAUUGAUCUUGGAACGACAUACUCCUGUGUCGGAGUAUUUCAGCAUGGCAAAGUUGAAAUCAUUUUCAACGAUAUGGGCCACAACACCACACCCAGCUAUGUAUCAUUUACGGAUGAAGAAACACUCAUCGGUGAUGCAGCAAAAACCCAGGCUGUAAAGAACCCGAUCAACACUGUCUAUGAUGCUAAGCGAUUGAUUGGAAGGCGUUUCGAAGACACAACCGUCCAGCAGGAUAUGAAACACUGGCCUUUCACAGUCGUCAGCGAUGCAGGCAAGCCCAAGAUCCGCAUAGACUACAAGGGUGAGAACAAACUGUUCUUCCCAGAAGAAGUCUCGUCCAUGGUACUAAACAAGAUGAAGGAAACCGCUGAGGCCUACCUCGGAAGGACUGUGGCAAACGCUGUAGUAACAGUACCAGCCUAUUUCAAUGACAGUCAGCGGCAGGCAACGAAAGACGCCGGCACCAUUUCUGGUCUCAAUGUCCUACGUAUUAUCAACGAACCAACAGCUGCAGCUAUUGCAUAUGGACUUGACAAAAAAGUUCAGGGUCAUGGAGAGCGCAAUGUACUCAUCUUCGAUCUGGGGGGUGGUACUUUUGAUGUCUCAAUCUUGACCAUUGAAGACGGCAUCUUUGAGGUGAAAUCUACUGCUGGUGAUACGCAUUUAGGAGGAGAGGACUUUGACAACCGCAUGGUCGCUCACUUCAUGCAGGAGUUCAAGCGCAAACACAAGAAAGAUAUGAGUGCCAACAAGCGCGCAGUUCGGCGUCUAAGCACAGCCUGUGAGAGAGCAAAGCGCACCCUCUCCUCAAGCACUCAGGCUAGCAUCGAGAUCGACUCUCUGUUCGAGGGCAUCGACUACUACACGUCCAUCACGAGAGCUCGUUUCGAAGAGCUCAAUGCUGAUCUCUUCCGCGGAACCCUGGAGCCGGUGGAGAAGGCCCUGCGUGACUCCAAGAUGGACAAGGCUCAGAUCCACGACCUUGUGCUUGUUGGAGGCUCAACCCGUAUCCCCAAGAUCCAGAAGCUCCUGCAGGACUUCUUCAACGGCAAAGAACUGAAUAAGAGCAUCAACCCGGAUGAGGCUGUGGCGUACGGCGCUGCGGUGCAGGCAGCCAUCCUGUCCGGAGACAAGUCUGAGGAGGUGCAGGAUCUGCUGCUGCUGGAUGUGACGCCGCUGUCACUCGGCAUCGAGACCGCUGGAGGUGUGAUGACGACCCUCAUCAAGCGUAAUACGACCAUCCCCACGAAGCAGACGCAGAUCUUCACAACCUACUCUGACAACCAGCCUGGUGUGUUGAUCCAAGUCUACGAGGGUGAACGAGCAAUGACCAAAGACAAUAACUUGCUAGGCAAGUUUGAGUUGACUGGUAUCCCCCCAGCUCCACGAGGAGUCCCUCAGAUUGAAGUUACCUUCGAUAUCGAUGCUAACGGCAUCUUGAAUGUGUCGGCAGUCGACAAGAGUACUGGCAAAGAGAACAAGAUUACCAUCACAAAUGACAAGGGUCGUCUUGGCAAGGAGGAGAUUGAGCGCAUGGUGGCAGAAGCAGAGAAGUACAAGGGCGAGGAUGAUGCACAGAGGGAGAAGGUCACUGCCAAGAAUAGUCUAGAGAGCUAUUGCUUUAACAUGAAAUCCACUGUUGAGGAUGAGAAGCUCAAGGACAAGAUCUCUGAAGAUGACAAGAAGGUGAUCCUUGACAAGUGCAACGACACCAUCAAGUGGCUCGAUGCCAACCAGCUGGCUGAGAAGGACGAGUUUGAACACAAACAGAAGGAUUUGGAGCAAAUCUGCAACCCAAUCGUCACCAAGUUGUACCAAGCUGCUGGUGACAUGCCAGGAGGAAUGCCCGGUGGUAUGCCAGGGGGGAUGCCUGGAGCAGGAGCUGGUGCUCCUGGUGCAGGAAGCGGUGGCUCCGGUGGCCCCACAAUCGAAGAGGUCGACUAAAUCAAUGCUACUAGAUCUACGGAACCAACAAUCACCACUCAAGUCUGCUGAUAACAGCCUAACUUGUCUGUCAUUUAACACGCACUAAGUUGUGAUAUGUCUGUAUUUUGUUUCAAUACAAAUUAAUAGCUUGUCCAUUUAUGUUGUCAACGUGCACACAGUUUCCAAUGUUUUCUGCUUUUCUGGGCUCCUACUUUGUUGAAAUACCUAACUUGUUCGUUUGUAUUUAUUAAUCGCAAGAGCAGAUGUGCAGGAAUAAAAGUCCAUAAAAUUUCA
Messenger RNA from Priapulus caudatus, 2389 nucleotides. Its product is annotated as heat shock 70 kDa protein cognate 4. The transcript has 12 exons. NCBI's taxonomy places the organism in Eukaryota, Metazoa, Priapulida, Priapulimorpha, Priapulimorphida, Priapulidae. Gene Ontology annotation, cellular component: plasma membrane; nucleus; cytoplasm. Bases 143 to 2113 code for a protein of 656 amino acids. Gene Ontology annotation, molecular function: ATP-dependent protein folding chaperone; misfolded protein binding; ATP binding. The record is from RefSeq and is a predicted model, not a curated record. Gene Ontology annotation, biological process: cellular response to unfolded protein; vesicle-mediated transport; protein refolding.